Molecule: messenger RNA, 714 nt
Organism: Scedosporium apiospermum
Lineage: Eukaryota; Fungi; Ascomycota; Sordariomycetes; Microascales; Microascaceae
Product: Pre-mRNA-splicing factor cwc15
Exons: 3
Coding region: 1-714 (237 amino acids)
Biological process (GO): mRNA cis splicing, via spliceosome
Cellular component (GO): catalytic step 2 spliceosome
Molecular function (GO): RNA binding
Source: RefSeq, a predicted model, not a curated record
AUGACUACGGCCCACAGACCCACGUUCGACCCAGCUCGCGGUCGCGAAGCCCUCCGCGGCUCAACCUACCACCAAAUCACCCUCCCCGCCCACCUCCAACUCAAAUACCGGAAAGCAGGCCAGGGUGGCUCAGCCUCCGACGCCUCCAAGCGCGACCUCCGCGCUGAGCUCCUCGCCGCCGAAGAAGCCCAUUUCGCCAAGAAGAACGGUACCACCCGCCGCGCACCCACCUCACGCUCUCCCUCCCCCUCCGUCGAGGGCGAUCUCAAGAGGACCAGGGAGGAACCCGACGAAGAGGAAGAGGAAGAAGACUUGGAAGCCAAGAGGAGGAGGAUAUUAGCGGAGACGAGAGCCAUCGAUGCUGACGACAGUGACGAGGAGAGCGACGAGAGUGAGGAGAGUGAUAGCGAUGACGAUUCGGAUGCGGAGCUGCAGAGGGAGUUGGAGAGGGUGAGGAGGGAAAAGGCUGAGAGGAGAGCGAGAGAGGAAGAGGAAAGGCAGAGGGAGGAGGAGGAGCAGAAGGAGAGGGAUAUUGCGUUGGGGAAUCCGUUGUUGAAUAAGCCGGAUUUCAGUAUUAAGAGGCGGUGGGACGAUGAUGUUGUUUUUAAGAAUCAGGCGAGGGACACGGAUGAUCGGGGGAAGAAGAAGGAGUUUGUCAAUGAUAUGCUUCGAUCUGACUUCCACAGGAGAUUCAUGAACAAAUACGUCAGGUAA